Juglans microcarpa x Juglans regia is the source of this 1423-nucleotide messenger RNA. RefSeq names its product ankyrin repeat-containing protein At5g02620-like. The coding region runs from base 9 to 1328 and encodes 439 amino acids. The transcript has 4 exons. NCBI's taxonomy places the organism in Eukaryota, Viridiplantae, Streptophyta, Magnoliopsida, Fagales, Juglandaceae. The record is from RefSeq and is a predicted model, not a curated record.
AUAGAGACAUGGUGUCGUAUUUAUACUCUGUGACUCCUAUUCAAGAGUUGAAUUCUCUGCAUCACAUCAAUCUCCUUAACGCUACUAUUUCCACCGAUUUGUAUGAUACGGCACACAAAAUUCUGGACAUUCUAAAGCCAGCACUUGGAGAGCAGGAAUAUCUUUGGCUUUCAUUGGAGAUGUUGGCUGAAAUACCUUCGAGAAUUGGCAUCAAAAGUCAGCCAUCAGUAUGGGAAAGAUGCUUAAACUCCUGCUUCAGUGGUCGGUUCUGCAACAAAGCUUUGAUGCAAGCAUCAGCCCAUCACUUAGUUGACCGCCUUUGGAAACGGCUAAUCGAAGACAACACAUAUUUCUCACCAACUGCGGUUGGUCAUGACCAGCAUAUGAUGAAACUACUUGUUAAAGCUGCAAAAGUAGGGAACGUUGAAUUUCUAAUUAUACUUAUACGCUGUUAUCCCGAUCUCAUAUGGCAAGUUGACAAGGAAUAUGGAAGUUUAUUUCACGUUGCUAUUAAACAUCGACAAGAGCGUGUUUUUAAUUUAAUAUAUGAGAUAGGUGUUGCGAAGAACAACCUUGCGACCUAUCGUGCCGAAGGGGGAAACAACAUGCUGCACUUAGCUGGACAAGUGCCUUCUUCAGAUCGACUGAAUAUCGUCUCUGGAGCGGCUCUUCAAAUGCAACGAGAGUUGUUGUGGUUUCAAGAGAUAGAAAAGAUCGUGCCGAAGUCAUUAACGAACGAGAAGAAUGAAGAUGGAGAAACACCACGGGAUAUAUUUACGAGGACCCAUGAAGAACUACGGAAGAAUGGUGAGGAGUGGAUGAAAACAACGGCAAACUCUUGCAUGCUCGUGGCAGCACUAAUUGCAACUGUGGUUUUCCCAGCUGCGUUCACAAUACCGGGUGGCAACAAUCAACAAACAGGCAUUCCUAUCUUUCUGGAAACCAAAUGGUUUACGCUAUUUCUCGUAUCAGAUGCUGUAGCCAUGUUAUUCUCUUCGUAUUCAAUAUUAGUUUUCAUGGCAAUCCACACGUCACCCUACACCGAAAAGGAUUUCCUCAAAUUAUUACAUCUUAGGUUGGGGUUGGGACUCUAUACCGUUUUCAUCGCAGUAGUAGGCAUGCUAAUAGCCUUCUGUGCAGCCUGUAUUUUGGUCUCUAAAAGCAAAAUAGAUGUUCCGAUCCGAAUAGUAGCCACAGCUCUAGUUAGUUUGUUUGUUAUCCUACAUUAUGGCCUUUGGUAUGAUAUAUUUCGCUCAGCAUUCUGUUCAAAUUUGUUCCUUUUCCGGUCACAGAAUAGGCUUUUCAAACUCCAAGCCAGAAACGCUUGAGAAUGGCAACCAAUCCGGACAUAAUGACAGAACCCAGGUUCUUGAUCGGGUCGGAAAUUCGGUCCGAUUGAGCAGUCCUACAACCAGUCAUGCAA